Messenger RNA from Symbiodinium sp. CCMP2456, 3918 nucleotides. NCBI's taxonomy places the organism in Eukaryota, Dinophyceae, Suessiales, Symbiodiniaceae. The record is from the annotation of a GenBank genome assembly.
AUGGCAGACAACACUAUGCUGGCAGCCACGGUGGACAUGCUGCGUGGAAGUGCGGAGAGCAGGUCCUGGCAGGAGAACAACGAAGACAUGGCCUCCUUCGUUCAGGAGGACGAGGGCAUGUCUCCCUGCUUCAGCGAGGUUCCCUCAGACUUUCAAUCGAACCUGCUCAUGCGAACGCUUUGCCCUGCUUCUUUGCCUUUUCGGGAUCGGCUGGCCCGGGCGACGCCUGCGCGAGACGUCCAGAGCCCACUGGACUGGACUGCGCUAGCGGCUGCAGAGACGACGGAGGCCCUGGCACGGGAUGCGGAGGAUGAGUCGGCAGGGAAGGUCGAGAUCAACAGUGGUGGCCAGGUGUUCUUUGGCCUGCUCUCUUCAACCGACGGAGAGCAGGCCGUCGUGCUCAAAUUCUGCAACAACCGCUACAUCCUGCAAUCUGAGCAGAUGGCAGCCGAGCUGGCGCGGCAUUUAGGCGUGCCCGGCCCAGCUUCGCGGAUCCUCCUGAAGCCGCAUGACACGGCAGAGUGGGAGCAGCUAAGUGCCAGGGCUCUGGAGGUUUGCCCGCCGCUGGCAGAGGUGCUCCAGAAGAAGAUGUCGAUGCUGCUGCUGCAGUUCGUUCCUGGUCAAAACCUGGAAAGCGAAGUGGAGACCUUCCAAGGGCCGAAUCUGGCCAAGGCCUGCCAGGCCUUGGGCCGCUUGUUUAUCCUGGACCUGCUGCUGGGCAAUGCUGAUCGAUUGCCUUUGCAUUCCUUAGGUUGGCGUGGCAAUCCCGGGAACGUGCUCUGGAGCGAUGGCCGCUGCGUUCCCAUCGAUGCGGUGGUGGCGCGAAGACCACCGAAACUGCUAGUUCGGGAGAUGGAUCAGAAAGCCGCAUGGCUUCUCGAGCUGGUCUUGCUGGAUCGGGCGAGUGCACAGCAGGUGCUGAUGGAGGCUUUCAGCUGCAACACUGCAGCUGCUGAAGCUAUCAGUGCCGACUGGGCCUCCAACGAGAAUGCCUGGGCGGAGCGCUACGGAGGCAAGGCCGCUGCUGAAAAAGCGGGGGCCAUGAGCAGCGUGAAGGCCUUCAACGAGGGGGCGAAGGCCGCCUUAGCUGCGGCGGUUCAGGAGCAAGGGCUGUUAGAAAUGAUGACAGACGUUGUUCAUUCCUGGAUCGAGAAUUUUCGAGCAGACCUCAUCGAUCUGCGUGCGAACUCACCUAGUCGUGCCCAGCUUAAGCUGGGGAACACAGCGGAGCUCCGUGACCUCAGCCAAGAGGCCACAAAACCUGAUGCUUUCAAGGAGCGGCUGGCAAUGUGGCAGGACUUGCUGCGCGAGAAGACCCAGAAUCUCGCGAAGGCCGUGGAUGAGUGGGCUGCCCGACGAGAGCUGCGCACUUCCUUCUCCUUUCGUGGCUUUCUGGGCGAGAGCGUUCUCAAUCCCGUGGCGGAUGCCUACGAGCUUCUUGUACGUCUGAGGCAGCUCACCAGCCGCAUCAAAGUCCUUCACAUGGCCGGCUCGGUCUCGCGACCAGCGGAUCUCUCUCCGAAGGUCCCGCUGUUCGUGGGUGGUGCAACGAGCCUUUGCCUGCAUGUGCUGCGGAAGCUGGGCGUGACGCACAUCCUCAACUGCACCGAAGACCUGCCAGCCCCCAGCGAGGAGGAGUUGGGAGAUCUCAAUUGGCGGCGGCUGGCCCUACCCGACCACGAAAACCAGGAUCUGUCAGAGACCCUGAAAUCCGCACUGGAGGUCAUUGCAGAAGCGGAAGAAGCUGGAGGAAAGAUUCUUGUCCACUGCCACGAAGGUAAGAGUCGGUCAGUGUCCGUUUGCCUGGCCUAUCUGAUCUCCAGGCAGAUGCCUCUCGCCGACGCGCUUGCGUAUGUGAAGUCCAAGCGCCCCAUCGCCCGCCCGAACGCGGGCUUUCAUUUCUCCACAGUAGCCAUCUCUGAGGGGGAAUGCCGACAGCCACACAAAGACAGCAACAAUGCCUUCACACCAAAUCUACUCAUGGGACUCAUUUCGUUAAAAGGAGGCGGCAUCUGGAUAGAGAGCCCGCAAGGUUUCAACCCACCGUACCCGAAUGAAGCAACUAGGCUGGAGCAAAGUCAGCCCUCCUCCUUCAAGCGUCCUGGACCUGGCCCUGUGGGAAUUGCAGUGCAGAUGAUGUUUCCGAGGAUUACUUUGGCUCAACUCUUGCUUUACCUUCCGAUGGCUGAAGUUUGUCGGCCCGCUCGCCACGGGAAUUCCGGGAGUGACCUGGCUCAACCGGCAACCCAGACCGUCCGCAUCAAUAUCGGUGGUGAAAAGCUUAUCGAAGUCCACCGCGAAUUGUUCAGUGUGGUCGGAGACAACAAGCUAUCCGCCUUGUUUUCAGGUCGCUGGAAGCUUUAUCUAGAUGACCGUGGCUAUUUCUUUGUCGACUAUUCUCCCGAGGUUUUUAUGCCGUUGAUUGAAUGGCUGCGCCUUGUUCGUGACAGCCCCUCGCAGCAAAGCAUCCCCCUUAUAGAUGUAGACACAAGGCACCGGCUAGCACUCGUUCGAAUGAUGGUGGCGAUGUCGUUCGAGCUGCAUGCUCUUCGGAGUGCUGGCGUGCUUGCUGCAGAGUUGAUCUCCUAUGGCUUCGGAGUCGACAGCAUCGCCGACGCUGGAUACUGCGCGGACGAGCUUCUUCAGGCUGGAGCCACUCUUGAAUCUCUCAGGCACGCUGGGGUGGAGGCCCAGCGGCUGAAGCAUCUCGGCUUAAGCAAGCUCAGACAGGCAGGCUAUACUGCCAGAGAGCUGAAGCAUGCAGGCUUCGACGGCUUAUCCCUUCUGCGUCACGGUGUGACAGUAGCAGACCUGAUCCAAGCUGAGUUUGCCCCGAAUGACUUGCGGGGGCGAGGUGUCCAGUCCGCCACACUCGUUUACGAGCUCGGCUUCUUAGGAUUUUCAACCACCGAGCUUCGUGCAGCAGGCUUCUCUGCCUCUGAUCUCACAGUCGGAGGGUUUACGGCCACACAGCUUCGCACGGCAGGCUUCUCUGCCAUGGAACUCAAAGAGGCAGGAUUUUCUGCGGCAGAGCUUCGUGAAGCUGGAUUUACUGCCGACCAGCUCGCACAUGCAAGGUUCUUUCGCCAACAGCUUGAAGCAGCAGGGUUCGAACACAUUAUGAUCAAUUUCUCUGAUACCUACCAACUUCGGAGCUUCAAAACACGUGGCUUUCUUCCGGACAACCUUCCUGCAGCAACCGUCUCAGAGCUUCGCAUCGCCGGGUUCAGUGCCACAGAACUCCGGCAGCAGGGCUUUGACGCGUUGCUACGUCUAUUCGGUCGCAUUACUUUGCGAUCCACGCGCAGGACUGGCGAAGUGCGACCGCCAACAGCGGGCCAGGUCCAGAUCCUCGGUAACGACGUCACGACAUCUGACGGCCUGGAAGAGGCAUACCAAGUCCUGGGCGUUUGCCCUCAGGUUGAUCCUCUCUGGGAGUUCUUGUCCGGCCGGGAGCACCUGUUGUUCUUCGGUCGAGUGAAGGGCGUCCCGGAGGCCGAGCUUGAUGCGCGUGUGAACAAUCUCCUUUACCGGCUGGGGCUCGACGGACAGGAUGCCGACAGAAAGGCCGUGGAGUACAGCGGCGGAAUGAAGCGCAAACUGAGCCUCGCCAUCGCCCUGAUCGGCCGAUCUCCUUUGCUUUUCCUGGACGAGCCCAGUGCAGCCGUGGACGCUGGUGCCAAGCGGCACCUGUGGAAGGUGAUCCGUAUGCGCUCGCGUGACCAAACCGUGGUCUUGACGACUCACUCCAUGGAGGAGGCAGAGGCACUCUGCAAUCGCAUCGCGAUCCAGGUCCGUGGUCAGCUUCGAUGCUUGGGCACGCCUCUGCACAUCAAGGGAAAGUACGGCUCCGGAUAUCAGUUGGAGCUCUUCUGCGAUCCUCCUGCAGAUGAGUUCAGUUCGGCACCCAGGGUCUAG